UGGAAACCGUAGAAGUAAUUCUUCCCUAACUAAUGUCAUUAAAUGCUUUUUAGAGUUCCUCGCUUUACUUGUAAAAUAUGUGUGCAUUUCAUUCAGAAAGUCUGAGCUUAGGGGGAUUUUAGUUAAAGCUGCUACAGAUCAUUUAAGUUUAUUUAUUUAUAGAACAGAUAUUACAAAGAGUUUGGAAAUCAAACAUUUGAAGGGACUCACAACCCUGAAGAAGAUGUUAGCCACGUGUGUUAGUGUGACUACAGAAAAGGUGAACAUGGAACAUCCUGUAUUUCAAUCUGUGCUGUGAACCGUGGAGGUGUUUCAGAUACAGUUUCUUCAACUGAAACAUUUUAAAGUUUAAAAUGUGUUUGCUUCUGAAAGGAAACGUUUGUUCUGUGGAGGAAGAGCCUGUCUUCAUCAUCGUAUCAGGAUGUUUGUUCUCAUCUGGGCGACUCUGCUCUUCACUGUGAAAGGCAGCAAUGCUGACCCAGGUUCCUUUCUAGGAGGAAAACAACACUGCCUAAAUGGAUUCUGUAUCACCCUUAGUGAAGGAGAAAUAACAGCAGAGGCUGGACUCUGUGUUGUGAUACCGUGUUCUUUCAACACCACUUACGACUUUACUCCCCAACAUUUAGUUUGGCACAAAUGUGAACCAUCUAAACGAAGAUGUGACGAUUCAGACAUCAUAUUCCACUCUAACAAGAACAACACAAAGGUUCAGUCUGGGUUUAAAGGACGAGUUUCACUGAUGGAGCCUGACGUGAGUCAGGGGAACUGCAGCAUCAUCAUCAAUGACGUCACCGAGUCCGACUCUGGAUCAUAUCACCUCAGAGUUAAUGGUCACCAGUUUGGGAGGGACAGUGGAUUUAACUACUCUCCAAGGACAAUCGUCUCUGUUAAAGAUCUGAUCCAGAAGCCCACAGUGAUGAUUCCUCCUCUGACAGAGGGACAGCAGACCACACUGACCUGCACUGCUCCUGGUCUCUGCUCUGGAUCUGAACCUAACAUCACCUGGACGUGGAGAGGAGCAGGAGAGAAGGCCUCUCACAUCACAGGAAACAUCACAGCUCUCAAGACCGAGUACCUGACUGCUGUCACACAGAGACACAGCUCAACUUUGAUGUUUAACCUUUCAGCUGAGCACCACGGCACUGAGGUCACCUGUAAGGUCACCUUCACCAACAACAUCACUACAGAGGAGACAGUGACUCUGAAUGUGACCUAUGCAAAGCAAGUUAAAAUCACUGGAAAUACAAGUGUGGAGGAGGGUGAGACUCUGAAUCUGACCUGCAGCGUUGACAGUUUCCCUCCAUCUCUCAUCACCUGGAUAAAACUCAGCUUGAACAGAAACCUGAACAAUGACACUCGAUCAGCCACACUUGUCAUCCCUAAUGUGACAGCAGAACAUUCUGGACCGUACAUCUGCACAGCAAAACAUCUGGACAACAACUGGAUGGAAGAAGUAAACAUAACAGUAAAAUUUUUUCCAAGGAUCCUAAGUAGCUCUGCGUGUGAGGGUCAGUCAGAGGUCCUGAUCUGUGUGUGCAUCAGUGAGGGAUUUCCUUUACCCACCAUCAAAUGGCCGCUGUUGAAGAACCACGCUGAGUACUCUGUCAUCACCAGUACCACUGUGUCAAACCACACAAUCAACGUAACUGUAUCUGUAAAAGAUCGUAACUACACCACAGUGGAGUGUGUCAGCAGUAAUGACAUUGGGGAAGCAAAAAAAAACCUCUCGAUCACAAGAAAGGAGAUAAAACAAGAGGAUCUACUGAAGAACUUUUUGUUGAGUUUUAAACUGCCACAAGUCAUCAUUGCGUUUUUCAUUGGGAUCCUUCUUUCAGCAACCAUCUUCUGUUUGGCCAGAAAAUGCCGCAGAAAUAAACAGAAGAGCUCUGGAAAUGUGGCUGAGACUCUGGAGAUGGGGACUAUUCAAGCGGUUCCACUGAUCGAUGCUGGUCAAUCAGUGGGAAAUGAUGGCACCCAUGAAGGAGGAGCUGAGGCUGCUGGACAAUCAGUCCCCGACGGUGACGUGGAACCAAGAGAGGUAGAAUACUCCGACAUUGACUUCUCCUUGUUGAAAAGGAAGAGUCCCACGGGGGCAGAGGAUACGCUAGAGACCCCGGAGACAGAGUAUGCUGAAAUACAGACCAAAGUAACAAAAGAGCGACAAGACAACGGUGAAGAGGACGGUGAAAUGUUAGAGGGCAAUGAGGAGGAGAAGGAGGAGGAGGAGGAGGAGGAGGAGGAGGUGAUGAUAGAGGAAGAUAAGGAGACAAAACAGUGUAUGUCUGCAGAGGAGGAGGGAGGUGAGGAUGUGGCAGUGUACUCCAAUGUGAAAGAAAUAAUGGGGGAUGUUUGAGGACUGUAGCUUGGCGGAGUCACUUAAGGAUCCAUUUUUUUUAUUGGUGAAGGAAGACAAAACACAACAGGUGAUUCAACGUAAGCAUACGUGGCAUAACAUACAUACAGUAAGAGGAGCAUUACGUUAAACAGAGGAAAGGACAUGAGAUGGGGGUUGAUAUAAUGCAGAAUAUGGAUGUUAAAAAUGAACCGUUAACCGACAAUAAGAAAUUUGACCAAUUAAUGCUAUCGGUUAAACGGUUAAAAAAAAUAUUUAAAAAAAUAAAUAAAAAGCUGAGCAAAACUCGGAGGAGCAGCUCGUCACUUAAAGGAGUACAGCUGGUCCACCUUAAGUGUGUCUGAGCCGUUGUUGUUCCUAACGCCAGGGCUAACCGCCUUCACUUUAAAGGUCCCAUAUUGUAAAAAGUGAGAUUUUCCGGUCUUUUACAUUAUAAAGCAGGUUUAAGUGCUAUAUAAAUACUGUUAAACUAUCGAAACGCUCAAUAUACAGAGAAACACACACAGCCCAUAUUCGGAAAUUGCGCAUUUGAAACAAGCCGUUAGGAUUUCUGUCCAUUUGUGAUGUCACAAAUAUACAAUAUUUAGACCAUUACACGGUAGGCCCAGUGCGUCUCCUACCACGGCAAAAGUGUACCUUGUGCAGUGGUGUCGAACGCCGACGACAGUGACGAAGCGUCGGUAUUUGACGCCUUGGGAAUGGGAGCGAGCUGUUACUGCUGUGGUGUAUAAAAGGGCAAACACCUCCGUCCUCUCUGCUCUGAGAGUCAAAGUGUACCUUUGUUUAAUAUAUUUUGUUUAACUAGGUUAAGCAUGUGCUUUUCUUCCAAAGUACAUGUUGUAUAAAAUUCUCUCCUUGUUUCUAUGGACCUGUGGAUCUGUCUAACUCCGACUGCUGAAGCUUCUUUAGGAUGCUUGUUUUCACAGAAUGAGGACUGUAGAUUCUGUCCUCAUCUCUUACAGUGGAAUUACUUUAGGAUGGGAUCUCUUCAGGGUCAGUGUGGACAGGAACAACAAUUACAGGAAUUUUGAUGUACAUUACAUACAGUAUGCGUGUUAGUAUUAUUUUAAGACAAACAGGAAGCUCUACUUUAAAUUUGUGUGAAUUUAUGCAUCCAUUUUCAUAUAAAAUAUGAAGAAUUGUUGAAUUACAAAUUUCAGAUCAGCAUGCCGUGAUUCAUCUUUUUAUUUGAUCUGUUUUUUUCAAACUGAUAAGAUGUUUGGCCUAAUUUGUCUCUAUAGCUCUGCUAGUGUUUAAGAAGUCACAGAUCACUUCCCUUUUUAAUGUGUUACAGGAAUCAACUUCUUUUAAACAGAAAACAAACACUUGUUUAUGUUUGGAAUGAAAUCAUUGUUUUCAGUUACAACAAAGCCUUUCUUACUUCUUGUACAUUCUGCAAUAUUGACAGGUUCUGUAGUGAGUGAUCAAUAUGCAGGCAUAUAGUAACUAACUAGGACAAAACUGUAGCUAGUUCAUAGCUAAAUAUAGUUCUGAUCUAGCACGUUAAAGUUUCAACAGGAAGUUAUUAGAGAGAACACAGUGAUGCCAUGUAAAGUAAUGUUUCAACGAAUAAUACGUUUCUGAGAACAGAACUUAUAGAUGUUGCACAUUAACCACUAAAUCAUAAAUAUAGAGGUUCUUUCCAAGAGGCUGCUUGCAUUUAAAUUAAGAACUAUGAUUAAAACAUAUUUUUUUUAUCUGCAGGUAUUUCAUGCACUUAAUCAAUGACAAUGUACAUGAAUAAACUAAUGAUUAAACUAA
Molecule: messenger RNA, 4114 nt
Organism: Sebastes umbrosus (honeycomb rockfish)
Lineage: Eukaryota; Metazoa; Chordata; Actinopteri; Perciformes; Sebastidae
Product: sialic acid-binding Ig-like lectin 10
Exons: 8
Coding region: 422-2353 (643 amino acids)
Source: RefSeq, a predicted model, not a curated record